Messenger RNA from Saccoglossus kowalevskii, 885 nucleotides. RefSeq lists its product as uncharacterized. Gene Ontology annotation, molecular function: sepiapterin reductase (NADP+) activity. The record is from RefSeq and is a predicted model, not a curated record. Lineage: Eukaryota; Metazoa; Hemichordata; Enteropneusta; Harrimaniidae. Gene Ontology annotation, biological process: tetrahydrobiopterin biosynthetic process.
AUGGCGACGUGCACACCGAAAGCAGCUUCUACAGCCGUGUACGGACAACAACCAAUAUUUUGCGUCAUCACCGGUGCCAGCCGUGGGAUUGGACGACAUCUGGCCAUCGGUACUGCCAAGAUUCUUUCCCGCAAUACAUCUAGGCGCAAAUCGCGAUUGGUGAUAGUGGCUCGAAGUCUAGAGAAACUACAGGAAACGAAGUCUCUAAUACGAGACCAAUACGGCGACCGUAUCGAAGUAUCGCUAGUGUCACGUGACUUAUCAGACGUAAGUGGUUUACAGUCGACAUGGGACGCGAUCAUCAGUGAAGCCAGCGCCGAGAAUUACUCUGAUGCUAUCCUUGUUAACAACGUUGCCGAUUUGACGGGAGACAUAGGACGUAUGGCCGGACAACACACAGACGCCUCUCUCAUUCAGAAAGCUCUUAAUUUAAACUUUACGGGGUACGUCUUAUUUAUCAGUUAUUUCAUGCAGUAUUUCAAGACAUCAUGCCAAUGUACAGUGGUGAAUUUGACGUCAUUGUUAGGUCGGCUUACAACGAAUGUGAUUUCGCUUUAUUCGUCCAUCCAAGCAGCGAGGGAGCAAUAUAUACGUAACUUAGUCAACUCUGACUUUGAAACCCGAGCUUUCAGCCUCGAUCCAGGAAUGGUAGAUACAGAUAUGUUGGCAACAGGCACGGAGUCAUUUACAGAACACUUCCCAUCUAUAGCAAAGGUUCACGGGGAUAUUAAAUCAAAGGGUUGUCUGACGUCACCGGAAACUGUCGUCAACGUCUUUCUGGACUGCUUGGAGAAUCCGGAUCAUUACAAGAAUGGCGAGAUCGUGAUAGCAGAUGAACCAAUGGUUAGAUACCAGGUUGCAAUUGGGGCAACUGACGAUGAUUAA